Messenger RNA from Cyclocybe aegerita, 927 nucleotides. The record is from the annotation of a GenBank genome assembly. NCBI's taxonomy places the organism in Eukaryota, Fungi, Basidiomycota, Agaricomycetes, Agaricales, Hemipholiotaceae.
AUGGCACGUGCUCCGGAUCUCUCCUUUACCGAGCCAGCCCGCUUAUCCAUCUCACCUCUCCCCGCCAUGGCCAACAAGGACGACACGGAGACCUACAUCCUUCUCCUCCUAUCGGACAGCAACUUGCCAACAGGCUCAUUCGUCGCCUCUGCUGGUCUCGAGUCCCACGUCAAGCACGGCUUCGCUUCACUCUCGGCGUCUCCAGUCCAGGCCACCGUUGACUUUGUGCGCGACAGCCUUGGUUCCUACGCAAAGAGCGCGCUUCCAUUCGUAUCCGAUGCUCAUCGCACGGUCGAGCGUUUUGCCUCUUGCCUAGAACAAGAAGAUGGUGGAGAGGGAUUUUUGCAAGAUACGCUUGACAAGCUUACCGAGCUCGAUGAGUUAUAUCAGGUCAUGACUCUUAAUCACGUUGCCCGAAGGGCCUCCGUCGCCCAAGGUGUCGCGCUCCUCACACUCUAUUCAAGAGGCUUCUCGCGGCCUCCCACCCUGUCUGCUUUCUCGGCGAAGGAAUCACGGGCCGACGAAUCUCAAAUGUCGAGGCUCCUCAAUCAGUUCAAGCUCAAGGUGCGCAGGGAAGAAGUCCCCGGUCAUUUACCAAUCUGCUGGGGCGUCCUAACAGCAGCCCUUGGCCUAAAGUUAGAACGGGCGCAAUACCUCUAUCUAUUCCUCCAUGCAAGGGGUCUGCUUUCAGCUGCUGUUCGUCUCAACGACCUCGGACCGUAUGGUGCUCAGCAAAUUCUACUGCACGCUGUGCGUCCCUUGGUGGCUGCUGAAACGGAGAGGUGCAAAAUUUUACGCACAGGGUUGCUUCAAGGUUCAGAUGAUGGAUUUGACGACACGUUAUCAGGACCUGCGAACACAUGGCCACUGGGAGAGAUUUUGGCUGGACGCCACGACCUCCAGCAUUCCCGUAUAUUCAACAGUUAG